GUGAGGAACAGCGUCUCGCUAACGGCAACUUGGUGUGCCACUCAGCCACUCUGAUGUAAUGGGUCACAUGACCCUUAAUUAUCACUUGUGAAGCUCGAGACCUCGAGAUAUUGUAACUUGAGCCCCAACUGCUCUUCAAGUUUUUGUAUAUUAUUGUUCAUUUGUGGAAGGUUUUGCUGCUUGUUUGUUGCUUUGAUUUUGUUUUGUUUGCAUCUAAUUCCCGCUCUAUAUGUCACCAUUCUCUUUCGUGGAUUUGCAUCUUUUACUCAAGUAUUAGGAUAAUCCUUCAGCGGCACAGACGGCAGGAUACUUUCCUCUGAAGGAUUGAGAAGCCCAGCCGAGACCAUGUUCUGUGUGUAUCAUCAUAAGUUCUAGGCAGCUGAAUUCCCAUUUCCUCAAUUGCACAAUUUGUCCAACCACCUCAAUCCAAGAUUCAGGCUGCAACAUUUGGUACUACCUUUAGCCGGCCAAAUACUUACCUGACCCUCAAUUUAUCUCUACUAUCAGAUGUUUAUAUCAUCUCCAUUCAUUCAUACUAUUCUCUCAUAGUAUUCUCUGUUUCACCUUUUGCGACAUCAUCAUGCCGCGCACAGUAGGCCAACAAAUGGCCCGAGGGAUCGGCCUCUUCCAAGCUCUCGUCGCUCUCCCAGCAAUGGUAAUCCUAGGAGAAUGGGCUCUAGAGGCUCUCUUCUACACCAACAUGCCAAUCUACGAAUUCAUCACAUCCACAUUCAACGCCCUCUUCGCCGCCGCCAUAAUAUUCAUCGUCUUCGUCCAGCUCAACACCAGCACUUCACCCCUCAUAACCCUCUACUUCGAGAUCGCAAAAUCGAGUCUCGCGACUGCACUCUGGCUAUGGUUAUUACUUGAUGCUAUUUUCGACCCAGAACAAUGGAAUAGACCAUAUCAAAGGCCGCCGAAGGGACCGAGGAUUGCGAGAGCUGGAAUAAGUGUUGUAGUUUUAUUGACUUUGUUCUAUCCCAUAUUGAUCUAUGCGACGAUAGAAGAGAAGCGUUCUAGGAAUGUUGAGGUGGACUCAGAAGCAGGACAGGGUCAAGGACAAGCGCAAGAAGAGCACCAUGGGGAAAGAGAACCAUUGCUCGGGUGAAGUGACACUUCACAGCCCUUUCCUUGGGCAUUUGGGGAUUCGGAGUUGACAGGCCACGUGCGGUAUUACAU
Cadophora gregata is the source of this 1179-nucleotide messenger RNA. RefSeq lists its product as uncharacterized. The transcript has 3 exons. Bases 581 to 1108 code for a protein of 175 amino acids. NCBI's taxonomy places the organism in Eukaryota, Fungi, Ascomycota, Leotiomycetes, Helotiales, Ploettnerulaceae. The record is from RefSeq and is a predicted model, not a curated record.